CGUCCGUCUUCUUGUAACAUUUUAUUAUGUUUUAAGUCAAUGGUUUUAUCUCAAUUGUUUUAGAGUUCCGGCUUCAGUCUCUAGAUUUGAAGAUAACAACAAAUUCAAAGUCAAUUGAUUUUGAUAAGUUCUUUGUUCGGUUACCUGUAUAUAAAGGAGAAUCUAAAUUACAGACAGAUAUUCAAAAAUAUCACUUAUUUAAGUAAACACCUAACUCAAAAAUUUAAAAAAAAGUCGAAAAAUGGCAUUUAAAUAUACCAGUUUUUUGAUUAUUGGAUUUCUCUUGGCAGUGUCCUGCGUUCUGAGUACCCGAGCAGUCACUUGUCCUACCGAUGAAGAUGAUCUCUCAUACAUAGAAGACCCUACAGACUGUUCGUAUUUCUAUGAAUGCAGUAACGGGGAAGCCACCAGGUACCAGUGCCCUGCCGGUACCUACUACGACCCAGACAUAGUUCGAUAUCUUGCCGCUGACGGAGUCGACUGUGGUACCAGAUCAACAACAGCUAGUGGUUCUAGCACUACCAGUGCUAGUUCCAGCACUACAAGUGCUACCUUUUAGACCUUCAAAAAUCUCCCUAUAAUGACAGCCUGUAUUUAAAACAUCCUAAAAUAAAAUUUAA
Messenger RNA from Sitophilus oryzae (rice weevil), 620 nucleotides. RefSeq lists its product as uncharacterized. Gene Ontology annotation, cellular component: extracellular region. The transcript is spliced from 2 exons. Gene Ontology annotation, molecular function: chitin binding. The record is from RefSeq and is a predicted model, not a curated record. Bases 242 to 559 code for a protein of 105 amino acids. NCBI's taxonomy places the organism in Eukaryota, Metazoa, Arthropoda, Insecta, Coleoptera, Curculionidae.